CGCACGAGGUGAACUCAAAGUUAACAUUUGUUUAGAAGGAAAUCAGAGCCCUUUAGCUGUUUCUCCGUUUCUUUAGCUCUGUUGAAGCGAAAGGAAAUAAAAACCAAAAAUGCCUGCAAGGAAACGUCAGACAAGCAAAAGGAAGGCAGAAGAGCCCGCAAAGGAUGCAGUUAACAAGAAGAAAGACAAGCGAGAAGCUGCAAGUGUUGACCAGAGGGAAGUUGGGCAUGUCUUGACACUCGGGCAGGGUGAUGUGGGGCAGUUAGGUCUGGGUGAAGAUACCUUGGAAAGAAAGAAACCAGCCAUAGUGAAAGGACUUGAUGAUCUGGAAAUUGUUCAAGUGGAAUGUGGAGGAAUGCAUACUGUAGCUCUCACUGACAGUGGAAAGGUUUACACUUGGGGUUGUAAUGAUGAGGGAGCUUUAGGCCGUGUUACUUCAAGUGAGAAUGGUGAAGAGUUUACUGCUGGUCCAGUGCAAGAUAUAGAGAGUGUAAAUGUUGUCAUGGUGUCAGCAGGGGAUAGUCAUACAAUGGCCUUAUCUGACCAAGGAACAGUGUAUGGCUGGGGGACAUACAGGGAUGCAAGUGGACAAGUUGGUCUACAGGCAGAUGGUGUCAAACACAAGCCCACUGUUAUCCUAACACUUCAGAACAACCCCAUUAUUAAAAUAGCAUCUGGGAAUGACCACACAGUAGCAUUGACAAAGGAUGGAAAUAUCUUUACCUGGGGCUGUGCAGAACAAGGCCAGUUGGGAAGAAUAAUGGGAUGCUUUACUAGUCGUGGGGGGCGUAGGGGUUUGCAGUACAUCUUAAACCCAAAACAAGUUCGCGACAAGAAAAGACUGACAUUUAAAGACAUUUUCUGUGGCAGCUACUCCACAUUUGCUGUUUCUCAAUAUGGUGCAGUGUAUGCAUGGGGACUAAACAACUAUGGGCAGCUGGGAACUGGAGAUCUUGAAACUCUUUAUGCUCCAACAAAGGUGGAAGCACUUACAUCCUUAAUCUCAGACAAUAACAAGUGUGUCAGUAUAGCCAGUGGUCAGCACCACACAAUUGUUCUAGACUCAAGUGGCAAAGUGUAUGCAAUGGGAAGAGCAGAAUACGGAAGACUUGGUUUAGGUGAAGAUGCUAAGGAAACUACCUCUCCAGUUUUAGUUGCAGCAUUAGAAUGGAACCCCAUUUGCAAGAUUGCUUGUGGUGAAGCUGUUAGCUUGGCUGUCUCAAGUAAGGGGGAUUUGUACUCGUGGGGUUUUGGAAGUUGCCUUCAGCUGGGUACAGGAGAGGAUGAGGAUGAAUUUUCACCAGUGAAAGUGGAAGGGAAGAACUUGCAGUCUGAACUUCAUGAGGUGUUGGGGGUUUCUGCUGGAGGACAGCAUACAGCUUUACUAGUGAAAGACAGGAAAUAAUGAACUAACCAUACUUCUCUGUGUAAAACAUUAAUUUGUAUGGCAAAAGAAUAAAUAGCUUUCCAUUCUGAGGAAUGUGUCACUGAAGUGGCACAAAAAAUCUACUGGUAAUCGUCAUAAUUUUCUUUGAAAACAUCUUUUUAUUUUUUUUUUUUAAAAACAAAUGAUGUAAAUUAUUACACUUUAGACAGUGGUGACUGUCAUAUGUUUUGCUAAGAGUUAAUAAUGUUCAUUAUUGAACAAGCUUAUUUUGUCAUUUCUUUAAUUCACCCAUCACAGCAAGGUAAACUUGGUUUGGAUGAGAAAAUACUCUUAUUUUUAAUUGUACCGAAAAAAAGAAAGUCAGAAUAUCUGCUAGACAGUCAUUCAAUCUGUAACAAACAGAUGACAUCAAACAAGGCUCAUGAAUGAACCCUUAUGUAUUCAUAUUUUCAAAUAAAUUUUGAAUCAGAAG
Stylophora pistillata is the source of this 1859-nucleotide messenger RNA. RefSeq names its product regulator of chromosome condensation. Gene Ontology annotation, cellular component: cytoplasm. NCBI's taxonomy places the organism in Eukaryota, Metazoa, Cnidaria, Anthozoa, Scleractinia, Pocilloporidae. The record is from RefSeq and is a predicted model, not a curated record. Gene Ontology annotation, molecular function: guanyl-nucleotide exchange factor activity.